GCAAGCAGGCUGCACCGCCAGCUUCCCCAGGCUCCUUUCCAGCAGCGCCUCCUCUUCGCCAGGCCCUCGGCGCUUGCCUUCCGCCUCCCUUAGCAACCGGCGGGCGGUGGAUACGGCCUGCGGGUGGGGACCCAGGAGGCUGCGGGUAGCCGGGUACCCAGGGCCGCGGCGGCACAGCCCAGGUGCCCCGCGUACAGGCGACCGCACUGCGGAGCCAGCCGCGAGUGCGACUGUCGCGUCACUAAGCGCGCUCGCGGCCCCACGCACCCACCGGCCGCACCUGCCACGGGGCCUAAAGGGAUCCUGCAAAAAUGAGCCAUUCUCACCCUGCUGGACCUAGACUGCAGUAUUCGUUGUGACUUGGGCACAAUAUCAGGAAUAAGUUAUAUGGCAAGUGAUUUAGAUUACUGGCGGCAUACAACAGCCUUACUGAUAAACACCUGGCUGGGUAUUUUAACAAUACGAGGAUAAGGCGACAUCUCUUAAGAUCAGGGCUGAUCACAAGAAGUGGAAGAAUUCUUUCUGAAAAAGAAUACAAAUUAAAUGUCAUGAAGCGAGAGCACCAAAAAUAUGUCCGGGAGUGCUUAGCCCAGGCUAUUUUCCAUAAGGUUCUUGAUAUGGAGCGUUACCAUCAGCUUGAAAUAAAAAAGAAACUGGAGACCUUAGCUAGGAAGGAGCGAAUUCCCAGAUUUAAGGGAGAGCACACAAGCCGGUCAAUUGAGAAUAAUAUGCCAAUCCUGUCUCCUCAUCCCCCAGCUGGCCCAAAGACCAACCAUGGCCAUAGUGUUCUGGUUAAUGAAAGACAUUCCAGUCCAUUAACACUGACAGCCCCUCGACCAUAUACUGCUCCGGGAAAUAUGCAGCCUCCAAUUCGAUUGCAGCCUCUUCCCAGUAAUCCAGCUAUAAGAACGGUUCCAAAGAUUACGCCGGGGUCCAGACCCAAAACCUCAAUCCUGGAAAAUGAAGCUCCAUUUCCUAUUGGGGGCAAGAAGGCCAUGAUGAAGUUCAGGAACUCCACAGACAAUUCACAGAGAAUGAAUCCAUAUCAACUUCCGAACAUUAGCAGUUAUUUGAUGCCUAUUCCUCCUCCACCUCCUCCCCUAAAUGGAAAAAUCGCCAAAGAAAAUAGAUCUGAAACAUGGAGAAGGAGAAGAUUUCGUCCAAUCACAGCUCCAAAUGGCUUGGAACCUCUCUUUACAAGGGAUUCAAGAAGGAUUCAUAAAACAUCACUGCAUAGUAAUGCAGUUAUCACAAUGAUUUAUUUGGGUAAAAAUGUGCAUCUAUCUUGUGAUAACUCAGACUUCCGGGAUGAAAUAAAAGUUUAUCAACAGCACUGUGGUGGGGAGAACCUUUGUGUCUACAAAGGCAAGCUACUUGAAAAAGAAACCUUCCAGUUUAUUUCCAAAAGGCACCAUGGUUUUCCCUUCAGUCUUACCUUUUUCCUGAAUGGGAUGCAGGUGAACAGAUUAAGCUCGUGUUGUGAAUACAAGCAUCGAAAAGGUUCCAGACUUGGAGGCAGAAGAGGCUACUUUGGGUUUGUGUGCGUGGAGAAAGCAUCUCCUUGCUACAAGUGUAUUAUUGCAAUGGGCCUUGACACAAAAACAUCUUCAGCAAAACAUAGAAAAGGAAAGGUCUCUGAGAAGAGAGAGGAACUGGAGAGUGACAUGAAACUCAGCAAGGAUAGAGAGUACCUGAUACCAAGGAGAAAUGAGACGAAGGGGAAGAAAAUCUCUAUGUCAGCCAUUUUUUCAGCUCAAGAAAUAAAAAUGGGGGUCAGAGAUGUGAGAACGGCCAUAGAAGAAAUGGAACAUAAACGAAAAUCAGAAGAUGUUUGGGAAGAAUACCAGGAAAAUACUUUCAAAUACGAAUAUGAAGAAGAUUUUGAAGUCGAUGAGGAGAAACAAAAUGAGAAACCUAAUGAAGAAGGACAGGCUGAUGAUCAAAUGAAUGGAAUGUCAAAGUCACCCUCAGAUGAUGAAAAAGAUAAUUUAGGCCCUGAAAGGGAGAGUGAAACCUCAUCACAGAAGGCACCAGAUGCUGAUGACAAUGUGAAAGAUGGGGAUGAUGGAUGCUCUGAGAGCGAAUCGGAAGAGGACAAACAAGAUAUAAAAACUGCUUCAUCAGCCUCAUCCAGAAGUCACACGUAUUCUGGUGACAGUGAAGAUGAAUCUGCAGUAGAGGACAGGGAAGCCCAUGGUGAAAACAGUGCAGAUGAAGGUGCCAGUUCGUCUUCUCAGGAGCUGAGUGAAAGUGAGGAGCGAGGGCAAUCCCCCCUUCCUGUUACAGAACCCUUAGAAGUUAAAAUUGAAGACCAGCAAAUAGAAGAAUCAGAUGUGGAGACCUCACCUCUACCAAUACAGGAAAGCUUUGAGAAUGUUCUUGAAGAAAAAAUGGAGAAAGGAACUCGAGAGGUUGCAGACAGUUUAUCUGAGAAGUCAGAGAAGCAUGUUUCCAAGGAAGCAAAGGAAGAGAAGAGUAAGCUUUGGGAAGGAAGCACUGCUAACGAGUGGGUCAAAAAGGCAGGUCUCCCUGAGGUGCAGGGAGGCGUUGGACAGAUAAUAACUGAAGACUUGGCACCAGGCUACCACUGCCACUAUGACGCCGAGUCUGGUGUUAGCAGUGCAGAUGAGCCGGGGAAGCCCUUGAGGAAGCCGAAGAUUGACACAGGUGGAGCACAAAAGAAUAAUUUAGUGGUGGAGGAAAGGGUAGCACUCGACUCAAAUAAGGAAACCAAGCAAGCUGCCCAGGAAACAUAUGUACUGGAGAAGAAAGAAGCUACAGAGGAAGAUGAAGCCGCCCAACACGGGGAUGCUGACACAGAGGAGAAAGAAGGGGGUGCAGUACCCAGGGCAAAAGCAGCGAUGAUUCAGGUCCCUGCAUGGGAAUGGAAGCCAACAGCAGAGCUGCCAACAUUAGACAAAGUCACAGAGAAAAGAGAGACGCCUGCAGGUAAAGGCAGUGGGGCAGGGACAGGCACAGGAGACGGAAGUCCAGGCCAACGGGGGCUCAGCCCCACAGGAAAAGCAGCAGUAGGGGGUUCUGUGGCUCUGAGCGAAGCGGAGGGUCCUGAAGAGCCGGCCUCCACAGGAACAGUGCCUGAGCCAGAACACGCAGUGUCCGCAGGGAAGCAAACUGUGCAGCGGGCGGGGCUUGCAAACAAGGCCGUGGCUCUGAGCUCCGGGUGUUUUCAGGGGGCAGCAGCCGAGAGAGAAGCAGGGACGCUGGAAAAGGAAGGAGAGGCUGACGGGGAGGCAGCCUUGAGCGAGGCAGGGUCCCCAAAGCCAGACGUGGACCAAAAUGAAGAGGACGCAUCCACAGAGCCAGAGACCGUGGGGCCGGGGGGAGACGCGGCCUCCGAGGCCGGGGGUAGCUCUGAAGAGGCAGUGGCUGGGGGAGAGGAACAGGCUGAAGAGAGGAAGGGGCUGAUGCGGGCAGAAACCCCCUUGAGCUCCUCCAGAGGCGAGGCCGAGGCAAGCUGCGGGGCCGUUUCCGAGGGCAUUUCUGAAGCCCUCAGUAAGCAAGAACAGGUUCUGAUGGAGGCCGCAUCAGACGCGGGAGAGGGCCGGAAAGACGCGCUGUGCCCUGCCGCAGUGGACGCAGCAGCAGAGAGGAGGGAAGCUGAGAGGCCAGACGCAGCUCCAGAGGGACCCGACGCGGAGCGAGCAGAGGAGCCCUGGACUAACGCACGCCCGCCAGACCCCGAGCGUACACCCAACGGUGAAGAGGGGACAGCAGGGAAGGAACUCAGCGUCGAAGAGGAAGCCACAGAAGCCCCUCGAAGUGGAAGUGAACCUGAUGCCAAGGCGGCGGCACCCGCGGAGGCGGCUGCAUUGACCCAAGAAGAAGGGCGUCCAGAACAUUCGCUGACAGAGAGAGUGGGGACCGCCAGUGAGGCAACCCCUGGAUUUGAGGAGGCCCUGGAGGACUUCACAGCUCCGAGGAAAGGAGGAGCAGGGGAAGGCCUGAGCGAGGCGGGGGACACAGGGCCCAGGGAAGGAGCCGCGCCACAGGACGGGCCCCGUCGUGGCGGAGCGGGCGCGGCAGGAGCGCCCAAGGGUGAGCCCGCAGGAAGGGCACAGGCGCCGCCAGAGGGGCCCGUCACGGCCCCAGGGCAGGCGGAGGAGGCUGCAGCCAAAGACCAGCACUGCCUUGCAGGGCAGGGGAAGGACGAAGACGGGCCUCUGAAGGGGAGAGGUGCAGAAAGGGCCGUGAUUGCAGCCCCGGAAGAUGAUCCAGAGGGAGAGCCCGUGAUGGCGGGCAAAUUGAGCCACGCAGAAGGCGACCAGGACCCAGAAGACGAGGAGGAGGAGGAGGAGGACGAUGACGAAGAGCGCCCCCUGGGGCCAGGAGAGAUGGAAGCAAGGAGCGCGGUGGCUGAGGGAGAUCAAAGCCAAGGGGGAGGAGCUGUCCUAACCGAGAAGAGGGAGCUGUGGGCAGAUCCGCAGGGGCCCGAGCGAAAAACAGCAGGAAAGAAAGCCGCCUCCAUUCCCGCUGUUGCGGGGGAGGAAACUUGGCACAAAGGGGAUGAGUUGCUAGGAAAAGCAACAGCUGCAGAGAGGGCAGCGCUGGAGGAGCUGACAGUUCCAUCGACGUCAACGCAGGAGGCUGAGAGCGCACCGGGACAGGAUCCAAAGGCAGGGUGGGCGGCUGCGGGGGACGGCGGCCCGGCUCAGGAAGCAGGAAUCCCUGAAGAGGAGAGACCGGGGUCGUGGCCCGAGGGACCAUCAGCGUCCAGAGCCCAGAAUCUACGGGCGGUGGCAACACCUCCUGCGAAGCCCAGUGUCCCUGGAACGCAACAAACGCAAGAGCAGGUGGUGCACCAUGACAGUGAGCCUGCAGAGAGUUCUUUCAACAACGUGAAGGCCUAGGCGACUUCCUGGCCCGCGGAAAUUUUCAAGAUGCCUUCUGGAAGACCUAAAGAGCAGGAAAUGAUUCACCCAGUUGUCUCCCCUGGACGUCAGAUGUUAUUGUUUGGAAAAUUUCUUCCUCAACACUGUGCUUGUCCAACAUGUUUUCCAGUAUGUCAGCGCCGGUCAGUAGCUCAAUAAGCCCUGUGACAGCUCCAGCACAUCCAUAAGCCCCUUCGAAGGAGUAGUGGUUCCUAACGCAGAGCUAACUGUGAGGAUCUUCCAUGUUCUACACAGCUAAUCUGAAUAUAGUCAAACCAAAAUAGUGGCUUUAAAGUGUUUGACUUUUACCAGAUAUCAUUGAAAGCCCAGGCCUGAUACCCAGGAUCCAAAAUUUGCUUUUAAUUUUAUAAUCAAAUCUUAGUCUCAGUUUCAUACAUGGGGAUUUUAUGUAAAGUCUGUGUUGGGGCUGUUGUUGCAGCACAGUGGGUUAAGCCUCCACUUAUAAUGCCCACAUCCCAUAGGGGAGUGCUGGUUUGAGUCCUGGCUGCUCAACUCUGAGCCACCUCCCUGCUAAUUCACCUGGGAAAGCAGCAGAAGAUGGUGCAAACCCUUGGGACCCUGCCACCCAAAUGGGAGACAUGGAGGCGAUCAGGGCCCCUGGCUUCAGCCUAGCUCAGCCCUAACUGCAUGUGGGGUUCUUUCUCCCUCUCUCAUUCUCUUUUUCCCUGUCACUCUGCCUUUCAAAUAAGUAAAAUCAUCAAUCCAACAAAACAAAACAAAGCAAAAAAAAAAAAAAAUCCCAAAACUGUGGCUUGAGACUUUAAUGACUUGGUCUGUAAAAGGGAGCUCCCAAAGGUCCUUCCAGGUAUAUACAAGACUGAACAUUGCUCCAGAUCCCUAAGUCCAUCCAGAAUGGAUUCGGGGAUGUGCCUAUUCACUUACAUUUGUAUCUAUCCACUCUUUCUAUUUAUGCCAGGAGGGCAAUUUAAAGUGGAAAUCUUAUUCCAAAAUGUUCUUCAUUUUAUGUGCAUUGCUGUAGUUGUGCUUUCUGAGGUAAAAGAAUAGCCUGUAGCAUUUCAUCUCUAGGGUCUUAUUUUUAGGAGUACUCAAAUUUAAAGCAAAGUAGUAAAUAAUUUAGCUCAGUGGUGAUGAGGAUAAUAAUGAUUGCAGAUAACUUAGUGCAUCAGCAUAUGGUCCAACAUUCCACUCUUUAGUUGAUGUCAUUCAAUGGAAAGGAAAGGCGGGUUAGGUUAGUGUGCUGCUCAUCUUCCUGAGUUCUGUUAUUUCAAACCUGUGAACUAAACCUGCAGCCCAUUAUAAAUCAACAGUCAUGUUGCUCUCUCAGUUACCCCCUGAUAUUAUUUUCCAAUGGUGUAUCAGUGUGAUGCCUCGAGGUUUUGUUUCCUUGAAGAUAUCUAUAUGACACUGCCCCCCAAAGGGCACCCUUUUUUUUUUUUUUUUUUUUGGUCGAGGAAGUGAAAGAGAAUGUCCUAAAGCAAAUUCUAUGGCCAGACUCCACAUAAUACUUGUAUGGACACUUUCAUAAGUAAAUCAACCCCUGGCUGACCUCAGAGAUACAGAUUUAAUUAGUUUUAGAUAAAACUACAUGUAAGUUGUUAGUUUUUUUCAACUCUUCAUUUGAUUCUAUUAUGUGACCAAAAUUGGAACCUGCUACGGUAAACCAUCCAAGCUGGCUGCUCUACCAUCUAUGUCCUUAGUGACCAGGUCAUUGUAGGUGUUUUCCAUUUUAAUGAAUAACUGAGUCAUUUGAUAAUCUGAACUGGAUAAUGGACAGAUAUUGCACUGGUCCCUUGAUCAGGAGCACCAGCAUCAAACUUGUCCCUAACAUCGUCUCAUAUCUAUUAAAUGCAAAACUCUGGGUGAGACCUGGUUAUUGGUGUUUUAACAAGCACUCCGGGAAUCCUGAUGUACACUAAAGUCCGGAAAUUGCUAUCAUUGACUACAGUGUACUGAAGAUUAGUCUCCAUUGGAAAACAGAUGGCAGAAGCACUGUGAUUCUUCCUUCCCUCCCUCCCUCCCUCCUUCUUUCCUUCCUCCCUCUCUCCUUCCCUCCCUCUCUCUCUUUCUUUCUUUCUUCCUUUCUCUCUCUCUCUUUCUUUCUUUCUCUGGAAAAUGGUAAUCAAUACUCAUUAUUUAUAGUACCUCUGCCCCACCUCCACUGAGAGCUGAGUGUGCUACUCACUUCACUUCAUAGAUCUCCAUCAUUGGACUUAUGUUUUAUGAGUGGAUUUCACCUGCAUUAUAUCCAACUUCUGAGCUACAUAACUGUGGAGCUCUAUGGUAUUUGUUCUCUGAUUUCAAGCUUGAUGCUGCAGAGCACUUUGGAAACAAAGUCCUUGUGGGAAAAACUGUAAAUGUGUUAAUUCCAUUGACAAAUAGUUUUGUAUAAUGUGCUAAAUGGAAAUUGCAUUGGAUUAUUUUUAUAUUUAACACAUUUCAUCAAAACAUUCUGUAAUAUAAUUCUUCAAUCUGCAUGUGGGUUUAACUGUGAAAUUCAGUGUUGUGAUGUUUUCAUUAAGUGAAUUCUUUUUCUGCAAAUAUUGUAUUAUAAAAUUAUUUGUACGUUCAACUGAAAUGAUUUUUUGUUAGUUUCUUUGUUAUUAUAGGCAUAAAUAAAUCAUAUGUCUCUAGGUAUGACAUGUGAGUGGUUCUUUGUACAUAAGGCAGAGUUUUAUAGCAUUUUUUGUUCUUUUCCUACAAAAAUUGAACUCCAUAGAGUAAGGAAGAGAGAAUUAGUUUCACUGGGCUUUAUUUUUGAGUGUAUGUGUUUAUACUGACUGUUCAUACACAUCUUUUACAGACAUGGGAUAAUGUCAGGGAGGAACAUUGUUAUCA
Molecule: messenger RNA, 7706 nt
Organism: Oryctolagus cuniculus (rabbit)
Lineage: Eukaryota; Metazoa; Chordata; Mammalia; Lagomorpha; Leporidae
Gene: ERICH3
Product: glutamate rich 3
Source: RefSeq, a predicted model, not a curated record